Rotaria socialis is the source of this 1122-nucleotide messenger RNA. NCBI's taxonomy places the organism in Eukaryota, Metazoa, Rotifera, Eurotatoria, Philodinida, Philodinidae. The record is from the annotation of a GenBank genome assembly.
AUGGCAUUUUUUAAUAGCCUCUUUUCAAUUAUAAAAAAACUAACCAUAUUGGCUGUGUUGGUAGCCAUAGUUAUUCCGAUUUAUUAUAAUUCAACAAAUCCAAAAUAUUUGGGACUACGCUUUUUACACUCCUUAAUAUCAAUUAAAAAUACUUUCGUGUCUGAUACAGAUCGACCUAUGUUGAGUCCUGAAUAUCGAGCAUUUGAAAGUAUGCUUCGACGACGACCUCUUUUUCAAAUUGAUCCAAAUCUAGAUCCGCUGGAACUAGCAAAAAAUAUACGUGCAUCAUUUCCACUUGAUACAAUUGUUCCUCGCUCAUCUUCAUGUCACGUGGACAAACAUGUAUAUGAAAACGAAGGACACACAGUUGAUGCACAUUGGAUUCAUCAUGAAAGAGCUAAACCAAAAUUAAAUGCUGAUAGAAUCAUCAUUUAUCUGCAUGGUGGAGGUUACAUAGUUGGUGAUGUACAAGCCUAUAGUGGUUUUGAAUGUCAUUUAUCUCGACUUUUCAAUGUCACUGUAAUUCAUUUGGAGUACCGUCUUGUUCCUGAACAUCCAUUGCCAGCAGCAGUUGACGAUGCACUAACACUUUAUCGUGCACUUCUUCAUGGUGGCAUUUCUGCUUCUCGUCUAGCCAUUAUGGGAGAUUCAGCUGGUGGUGGUCUUACACUAUUGACAAUUCAAGCUCUUCUUGCACGUCAAUUACCUAUACCUCGUGCUGCUGUUACAAUGUCACCAUGGGCAGAUUUUUCGGCGUCUGGUCAAAGUUAUACCCGUAAUCGUUUCACUGACUUGAUGAUUCGAGCCGAGAGCCUAGCAUGGGGUAUACAACGAGUUUUAGGUCCGAAUCAUGAGCAAAUACUUCGUGAUGAUCCAUCAUACAGUCCGCUAUUUGGUUCAUUCAAAGGAUUUCCACCACUUUACAUCACAGCUGGCACAGCCGAAAUCUUGGAGGACGAUGCCAAAGGGGUAGCUAAUAAAGCACGUGCAGAAGAAGUUGAUAUAACAUUAGAAAUGGGUCAAAAUUUAAUGCAUGUUCAUCCUCUUUUUGUUAACUAUUUUCCUGAAGCAAGAGAUACUCUUGAAAAUAUUCGUCGGUGGCUCGAACCAAAGUUUCAAUGA